Molecule: messenger RNA, 1224 nt
Organism: Eimeria necatrix
Lineage: Eukaryota; Apicomplexa; Conoidasida; Eucoccidiorida; Eimeriidae
Exons: 5
Coding region: 1-1224 (407 amino acids)
Molecular function (GO): protein binding
Source: RefSeq, a predicted model, not a curated record
AUGGAAGUGGACGGGGAGGGGGGCCCCCUCGAGGGGCCCCCCCCGUCAGGGGCUUUGCAGGUGCUGCCUCGAUCCCAGGGAAAGCCCCCUGCCUUCUUCAUUUCCAAAGCAGAAGAGUGUCAGUCUUCUUUUCCGCCAAAUGUGGAGUUGGCGGUGAAGUUUUUGGAGAAGGGGGUGUCUGUACACCCCAACCAUGUGGGGCUGCUCGAACGCCUCGCAGCCGAAUACGCAGAGAUGGGCAGGGCAGAGGAGGCGAAGCAGCUGCUGCAGAGGGCCAUGGAGCUGCAGCCAGACUCGGGGCCCCUCAAGUUCCUCCAAAUGGCCCAACUCGAAGACGGCGCCGCCAGCCUGCCGCUGUACAACAAGGCCAUUGGCAUGCUGGAGUCUGCUGCGCGGCUGGGCCCCCGCAGCAGCAGCAGCAGCAGCAGCAGCAGCAGCAGCAGCAAGAGCAGCAGCAGCAGCAGCGCAGCAGCAGAGUUCUCGCAGCAGGAGGCGAGGGCCCACUUGGUGCGGGCCUACGCCUCUGUGGCUGAACUCUAUCUCACAGAUCUCUGCGGCGAAGCAGAAGCAGCAGCAGCAGCAGCAGCAGCAGUUAACAAGGCUUUGCUGCUGGACCCCGACAGCCCCGACGCGCUGCUCUGCGAGGCCCAGCUCAAGAACGUCAAAGAGGACCGCGAGGGCGCAAUGGCUGCUGCUGCGCGCCUGCAUGCGGUGCUGAAGCGGCUGCAGCAGAAGGCUGCUGCUGGGCUGCUGCUGUGGCAGCGCGGGCCAGAGCGCGCAGCAGCAGCAGCAGCAGCAGCAGCAGCAGCAGCAGCAGCAGCAGGACAAGAAGAGGAAAAUGCUUCAAUUGAACUCCGAGUCAACGCCGGAAGACUCUUCAUAGAUUUAGAAAUGAUUGAGGAGGCCCUUGAAGUGCUCUGCACCUGUCUAGAAGAAAACGAAGACGACCCCGAGGUCUGGCUGGUGUAUUCCUGCGGGCUGUUGAAAGCUAAGGAAUUUGACUCUUGUCUCAGCGCGCUGGAUGAGUUGAAAGACCGGCUCAAGCAAUUUGGCUUCCCCAGCGACCACCCAAUGGCAGAACAGGAGAAGGAGCUGCGCGAACUGGCGGAGCAGGGCCUCAAUGACCCGCAGCAGCAGCAGCAGCAGCAGCAGCAGCAGCAGCAGCAGCAGCAGCAGGAUAGCAGCGACAGCAGCCUCUCCUCCGAUGACGAGGACGCCUCCUGA